CGAACGUGGUAUAAAAGGGGCGGGAGGCCAGGCUCGUGCCGCUUUGCAGACGCCGCCGCCGAGGGAAACUGUGUACUGUUAGCCAUGGUCAACCCCACCGUGUUCUUCGACAUUGCCGUCGACGGCGAGCCCUUGGGCCGCGUCUCCUUUGAGCUGUUUGCAGACAAGGUCCCAAAGACAGCAGAAAAUUUUCGUGCUCUGAGCACUGGAGAGAAAGGAUUUGGUUAUAAGGGUUCCUGCUUUCACAGAAUUAUUCCGGGGUUUAUGUGUCAGGGUGGUGACUUCACACGCCAUAAUGGCACUGGUGGCAAGUCCAUCUAUGGGGAGAAAUUUGAAGAUGAGAACUUCAUCCUAAAGCAUACAGGUCCUGGCAUCUUGUCCAUGGCAAAUGCUGGACCCAACACAAAUGGUUCCCAGUUUUUCAUCUGCACUGCCAAGACUGAGUGGUUGGAUGGCAAGCAUGUGGUCUUUGGCAAAGUGAAAGAAGGCAUGAAUAUUGUGGAGGCCAUGGAGCGCUUUGGGUCCAGGAAUGGCAAGACCAGCAAGAAGAUCACCAUUGCUGACUGUGGACAACUCGAAUAAGUUUGACUUGUGUUUUAUCUUAACCACCAGACCAUUCCUUCUGUAGCUCAGGAGAGCACCCCUCCACCCCAUUUGCUCGCAGUAUCCUAGAAUCUUUGUGCUCUCGCUGCAGUUCCUUUUGGGUUCCAUGUUUUCCUUGUUCCCUCCCAUGCCUAGCUGGAUUGCAGAGUUAAGUUUAUGAUUAUGAAAUAAAAACUAAACAAUUAUCUGUCUUGUUUGAGUUAGUGUUGAUGUAGGCUUUCUGAAACAUCACUUGUUUGCUUAAUUCUACAUAGUACUUAGAUUUUUUUUACUUUCCAGUCCCAGGAGGUGUCAAUGUUUGUUGAGUAGAAUAUUGAAAAUGUAGGCAGCAACUGGGCAUGGUGGCUCACUGUCUGUAAUGUAUUACCUGAGGCAGAAGACCACCUGAGGGCAGGAGUCAAGAUCAGCCUGGGCAAGAUAGUGAGACACUGUCUACAAAAAAUAAUUAACCUGGCCUGGUGGUGCAUGCCUAGUCCCAGCUGAUCUGGAGGCUGACGUGGGAGGAUUGCUUGAGCCCAGAGUGAGCUACUAUCAUGCCACUGUACAGCCUGGGUGUGUCUCAGAGGUAGGCAGAGGCAGGAAAAGCAAGGAGCCAGAAAUAAGAGGCUGGAUCAGUGAGUUCAUGCAUUUAGAGGUGUUCUUCAAGAUGACUAAUGUCAAAAAUUGAGACAUCCGUUAUAGUUUUUUUUUUUUUUUUUUUUUUCUGGAAUGCAGUGGCACAAUAGCUCACUGCAGCCUCCACCUCCUGGGUUCAAGUGAUUCUAGUGCCUCAGCCUCCUGAGUAGCUGGGAUUACGGGUGUGUGCCACCAUGCCCAGCUAAUUUUUGUAUUUUUAGUACAGAUGGGGUUCCAUCAUUUUGAGCAGGCUGGUCUCAAACUCUUGACCUCAGCUGAUGUGCCUGCCUUGGCCUCCCAAACUGCUGAGAUUACAGAUGUGAGCCACCGCACCCUACCUCAUUUUCUGUAACAAAGCUAAGCUUGAACACAGUUGAUGUUCUUGAGGGAAGCAUAUUGGGCUUUAGUCUGUAGGUCAAGUUUAUACAUCUUAAUUAUGGUGGAAUUCCUAUGUAGAGUCUAAAAAGCCAGGUACUUGGUGCUGCAGUCAGUCUCCCUGCAGAGGGCUAAGGCGCAGACUAUGUACAGUGAGGAGGUACUGCUUCUAGCAUAUAGAGCCUCUCCCUAGCUUUGGUUAUGGAGACUUAGGUUUUGCAAACCUGACCAAUUCAAGCCAUAAGAUCUGGUCAAAGGGAUACCCUUCCCACUAAGGACUUGGUUUCUCAUGGAAUUAUAUGUAUAGUGCUUGCUGGCAAUUAGAUGUAUAGGUUUAACAGUACAUGUCAGGACAACCUAAGCUGAGGAAACCCCUUCACUGCCCACCUUAACAGACCUCUAGAGUUGUUAACCCAGCAAUCAAGUUUGCCUAUCCUAAAGGUGUCAGAUGUGUUCAUUUGGUGUGUUCUGCAAUUUUUGUUUUACUGUCUGGUUCCUUCUGCGUGAAUUACCACCACCACCGCUUAACGCAUCUCAGUCUUAUACAUUGUCUGGUUGGUUACGUAUUCCCUGGGUGAUACCAUUCAAUGUCUUAAUGUACUUGUGGCUCAGACCUGAGUGCAAGGUGGAAAUAAACAUCAAACAUCCUUUCAUUA
This is a messenger RNA of Nomascus leucogenys (northern white-cheeked gibbon), 2249 nucleotides long. It is a transcript of the gene PPIA, whose product is annotated as peptidylprolyl isomerase A. Gene Ontology annotation, biological process: protein peptidyl-prolyl isomerization; protein folding. NCBI's taxonomy places the organism in Eukaryota, Metazoa, Chordata, Mammalia, Primates, Hylobatidae. Gene Ontology annotation, molecular function: peptidyl-prolyl cis-trans isomerase activity. The record is from RefSeq and is a predicted model, not a curated record.